Molecule: messenger RNA, 2437 nt
Organism: Trematosphaeria pertusa
Lineage: Eukaryota; Fungi; Ascomycota; Dothideomycetes; Pleosporales; Trematosphaeriaceae
Exons: 3
Coding region: 203-2065 (620 amino acids)
Biological process (GO): regulatory ncRNA-mediated heterochromatin formation
Cellular component (GO): nucleus
Molecular function (GO): siRNA binding
Source: RefSeq, a predicted model, not a curated record
UGGUCUGGCCUUAAUUUCUCACCGCUUUCUGCAGGUACAAACGAGCGUCCUGCAGCAAACAAAACCGCGUCCUCGAGCACCUUCCAUCUACUCCAUCGCUGCCUAACUACCAACCCCUCGAGAAUCUUCACGCCGCACUGGCUCGUACGGAUACGCGCGAGUUACGAUAGCCAAAGCACCUCGAAGCUCCUCACGAUCCGCGAUGUUUCGCCGGCAAGAGAACACGCUCGAGGCGGAUCCCAAGUAUCCUGCCAACCUUAAGGAGCUGGGGUACUUCAUCGACAACAGCAGUUAUGGGUGCAUCCGCAACAUCGAUGCUCCGGAGCAGUACUUCGACUUCUUCCACACCAACAAUAACCGACACAAUCAGGUCCGCGGCGAGGCUAUGCGAACCUGCCAGCGUCGGGAGGUCUUGAAACGUCUGUCCGCCUUGGGUAUCAAGCACCUGUACCUCCCGGCUCUCACCUACACCAAGCCCAACGGACCGCACGUGCCCAUUCUUGCACCUCCAGCCGAAGUCCUCAAGACGCGCAAGCGCGUCAUCGUGAUCAUCAACGACGACUGCUAUCAAGAUCUAGGAGUCUUGGCGUAUCGGCUGCUACAGCGGGAGCUAGGUCUCAACGGUGGCUCAGUUGUCAACUUCGUAAAGGAGAUCAUCGGUCGCGCGAAUCCGGACCCCGAGUUCGCUAAGGGACUCUCAAAAGAUGGCAUCAACGUCCCGGAUGACGAGCAUACUCCGGGACUGAUAGUAUUGAACAAUACCCAGCUGCUCUACUCACACAAGUUCAAUCAGGCGCUAUCCAUCCGCAGCUGGAACGCUCUGCCCCGGAAGUCCGUUAGCCAUGACGAGAUUGCCAUCCACCCGGAGGAAAACCGCGUCGAAGGCCACCGUAACCCGCAAGAGCAUAUCAAAUCGGUCUUCGACACUGUCAUCAACAACGCUAACUUUGUGGCUCCAGACGCAGAGGUGUACGUGAUUGGGAUCGAGAACGGCACCGAAAACUUCAUGGAUGUUCUCAGUGAACACUUUGAGAAGUAUGGGUCGCGCGUUACCGCCAUGGCGGUCAUCUCCUCCCUCAUGAAUGGCUCGCAGAUCAGCAAUCCCGCGCUCAAAGCAUUCAUGCACCAGCGAGCCCGGCAGUGGAAGGUUGCUCACAAUGACGCCAUCGACCCUGCGGAGUUGACUGAGCUGCCUGUUGACUACGUCGGGGCUCCCCCAUUCAUCUCGGCGCCCGAGGAACAUCAGGCCAUCAAUUGGCUGGAGAAGCUCUCUCCCUCUUCGAUGCUCCUCAACUAUAUCCGAGCUAGUGCAGACCGCUUGAGCUCGGCAGUCCAGUCUCGCUCCGAGCAGCAGGAUAAACCUACCGAUGCGCUUGAGGAACCCGCGAAGUCGUCCAAGGAUACCGCAGCCGCUACCUCCUCUAACACCUUCCUCGACAGCAACCCAAUAUGUCCCACCUUCGCCGGCGGAGACACCUGGAUCGGCGAGUGCGUGCUCGCACAGCCCAACGUCCAGCAGGCCGUCAUGAACUUCUUCGAGGAAGUCGCCCAGGAUCCAGCCAACUACCGUAAUCCCGAGUUCAAGCUCAACAACGUACCCCAGCCCACGCCCGACAACCCUCUCACGCUAUCCGCGGGGGAUGCCGCUGCAGAGGCCGCAACUCGCGACGGACUCCCCGCGGAAAUGGUGUCUGAGGAGCAACCAGCACUCGACAAAGCAAAAGCAGAAGUCGAGGAGAUGAGGGCCGCGCUCAGCGUCACGCCUGCCGACAACCCAGCUCUCACGGCCGGUUUGCAGGGGUUGAGAAAGCGAUUGGUGAAAAAGGAGGCCGAUGUACUUCAGCUAGAAAAGAAAGCCCUGGUGUCUGGUAGUCUCAAAGCCGGUGCAGCCCAGCAGCAGCGGGGAAAGUGGGCGAGCCAAAGGACUGGUGAGCAGUGGGAAGCGAAGAAGACGGGUCCUGCGAUUCCAUUUGCAGGUGUGCAGUUGGAUAGCGAGGUUGUCAAGGGGGCCGGGCUCACUGCUACCGUCGAGGAGGAGCUGGAGAAGCUCGAUAUUGAGGGCUAGGGGUCCCCGAGCGGCCGGCCACCCUCUGGCGGGAUAUCUUUGGAGUAAGGGACCGGUUAUGUGGAAUACCCGCUGAAAGCCUUUGUUCUGCACAAUCCCAUGGCGAUGAAGAGAAGGAUGCGCAUUGCACUCGGCUCGAUGUACCAUGUAGCCACUAUUAUAGACCAAAGGUAUCCAGCUCAAACAAAGGGUAAUAAUGGAUAUGCCCCCAAAACGCCCCCAAAUGCACGCUUGUGAUUUUCUUCUACUCCCGUAGCCCACCCCUCCACCGCUAUCCCCGCUCACACAUCCUUGAGCAAGUCAUCCAAAUCGUCGUCGUCCCAGGCGCCGCCGCCGCCCCGCCUGUUGAUCACAAUCUUGCUCUCCUCCUUC